AUUAAGAAAGAGAGAAACUUAUACGGCGUCGCGACGACGAUCUUUUUCGUAUCGUCGUCGAUGUACUUCCGAGGCGGAAUCCACGCAACGUGUAUAUCAGAGACAAACUGAUGAAUGGAGGAACGAAUUAUGGUCUGCGACGAUUAGUGGAUCUUCGAGGGGGUUCUUUUGCUUGGCUGCUCGAUUACUCGACCGUCCGCACCGUUGCUGAUGACACACGACGCUAAUUGUCGUCUCGUUGCCGAUAAAGUGGUCGUGUAUCGAGAAUAAUAUAUCGAGACGACCUAUACUCUACAAGAGAGAGAGAGAGAGAGACUUUACCGCCUCGGAUCAGGUGGUACGAAGGCGAGACCAAAGUUCGACGACGAUGGACGCCGGACGGUAGAGAGGAAACGUGGUGAAUAAUCAUUCCUGCGCGGCGAAAGAAACGAGAGCGCGCGCUCGCGCCAUGUUUCCUGCGGCGGGCAAGGGCGAGCGAAGAAGUUUGCGCGGAAGCACGCGGCUCUCGUCCAAGAUGUCGGGUAAGCUGCCCCGGUUGCGCGCAUUGCGACCGCGGCAGCAGCACCAGAGGCGAGCGAGAACGGCGGAGGCCGCCGUCGUCGUUGCGGUCGACGCCGCCGCGACGCCGAGACCGGAAGGUAACCUUAAAGGGACCGUCGGAGCAGCGAGUCACGAGGUGGAGGAGCACGAUGCGAAGGGACACGACGCGAAGAAGGGCGACGAAGACACGGUGGCCACGUCCAGCGAUGCGAUAAGCAAUACGAACGUGAUGAACGAGGAUAAGGACGAGGUGACGUUGACCGCCAUCGACGAGAGAGACGAGGAAGCGACGCUGGACGACGACGUCGAUGUCAAAGCGAUGUCCAAGAAGACGAUCAACAUCGAUACGAAUGAGCGGGCGUCUUACGAGUGCAAGACCUGCAAGCCGCCCAAAUCGCUGUCCAGUAUCAAGGCCUACUUCGAGCACCUACGAAAGGACCACAAGUACAAGGGCAAAAAUGAGCACAGUCCAGUUGAAAAUCGUUGCCCUGCGUGUUCGUAUGUUGCAUUGAACGUGAAAGAUCUUGAAAAUCACCAAAGAGUGCAUCAUUUGAAAAGAAAAUUCUUUCGAUGCGCAAAAUGCGAUUACGUGACGCACAUCAGAGCGCGUUAUACUAAGCAUGUUAAAUAUCAUUCUAUGCCGAUGAUCAAGUGCGAUGCUUGUGAUUUUAGUUCAGCGUAUAAGUGGAAUCUAGAAAGACACAUGCGGAAUCAUGGAGGUGGAGGUGCUUUCAAAUGUCGUGCAUGUAAUUUUACUGCUGAUAUCCGUCAGAGCUUAACGGUGCAUGAGUCGUAUCAUCAUGACCCACCUGUGGGUCAGAUCAACCGCAAAAAUAAUAACGCUUUCGAACGUAAGCCACGAAAUAGUCCAAAACGUUAUAAUCAGGUUGGAGCCAGUGACUUUCGAGAAGCGUUAAGUAAAAGUGGAAGUACAACCGCGUCAGCCGCUUCUUCUGACUCGUUCGUAUCAGAUCAUUCAUUAAUUUCAAUAGACGAUAAGAAAAGCGCCAUGGCCAGCGCAGAGUGCAUCGCGUUAAAAUGCGAAGAGAAAGGUUGCCAAUUUAUAACAGCUUGGAAUUCCGAGAUGCAACGUCAUUUAGCAGAAUGUCAUGCGCCGGUUGCCUCAUCAAAGCCAAGAAAGCCACUGCCAAUGUUAAUUCCACUGAGCCUUGCGAGCACCAAGUCGAAUAACACUCUCAACAAUAGUGGGCCACCUACAACCCUGCUGAAAGUUCCACGCGUUCGAGUGAGACCUGAACUGGUGCAAAUUGCAAAAGAGACGGAACUCGCGAAGAUGUAUGGAAGCAAGGGGGCCGCGAAUUCGAAGAGGAAUUUCAAUACUGCGACUGGUGUAUUUGAGAGAAAGAAUGCCUCCUUCUUCGAUAAAUUAAAGGAAAAAUUAACAACGACAGCGACUUCGAUUAAUAAUGGUGUACCGGAGGUAGCUGUAAGUAAUGAGAACGACUUGAAAUGCUGGUGUACGUAUAAAGCUAGUAGCAUGGAAGAGCUAACUUGCCACAAACAGACGCACCACACUGCGCUCAGCGUGUCCGUGAGCACACGUUGCCCUAAGUGUAGAAGACGGUGCAAGAGUACAACCGAUCUCCAAACGCAUAUGCAAUGCUGUCAUUCGCGUGACGACACAACUCUGUCCAUCGAUAGUAGUUUAGAGAAAGUAACGAAUCGCUCGGACAUCCGCAUGACCUCGUACCGUGAGGAAUUCUCUUUUCCGUCGCAAAUGGAUUGGGACGCCAAUCUCAAAGGAUUAAAUUCUUCUGGACCUCCGUUUGAAGGUGGUCCGACACAUCCGAGCGGGCGGCGGGUAUUCAAAUGUCCCCAUUGUCCAUUUUGGGCUUCCACCGCAAGUCGCUUUCACGUACAUAUAGUCGGUCAUUUAAACCGGAAGCCAUUCGAGUGUUCAAUGUGCGCGUAUCGUUCUAACUGGCGAUGGGACAUCACAAAACAUAUUAAGCUUAAAGCAGCUAAAGACGCAGUGCAUAAGAGAGCCAGAGUGCUCAUGACGGAUGAGACAGGUCGACGGAAUUAUUCCAAAUAUAACAAAUAUCUCGCACAGGUAGAACAGCAAUCGUGGGAUGAGGAUCGUAUGGAGCAGCGUAGUAUAGAAGAAACAAACUCUGAAGAAUUGUCAACAAAAUUAUUGAUUGUGGGCAAUAAAGAAUAUGUUCCAAUGACUAGUUCAGCAUCACAAUCUCCCAUUACAAUUUUAUCAACAAACGAGACAAAUCAGAACAGUCAUAAUGUAGAUAUGCGACCUCCACCACCACUCAAAGCAGCGGUUAGAAGUCGCGGGCAAUCUUUGUUGAAAAACAGUCCUAUCACGAUGCAUGUACAGACUUCUAGUGGUGGUGGUUCCGUCUCUAUAUCUACAGCGGUAGAUGAGAAUAAACGUACUCAGAAUCAGUGGAGGUGCAAACGUUGUAAUUAUCGAGAUACCAACAAAGAUAAUAUAUUGCUGCAUGUUAAAUCUCAUUACGAAUCUGCUAAUCAAGAAUCUAUCGAAGGAAAGAAUCCAUUUAGUUGUGAGGAAUGUCCGUUUUCAGCAUCAGAUGCUGCCACUCUGUCCAUUCACAAGAUGCACCAUCAACCGAACUUAGAGGCUAUAUUUAAAUGCUAUCUUUGUCCAUACUACGUUAGUACAAAGGCAGAACUGUUGGAGCACGCUAGACUUCACGGAGAAGAGUUGGCAGCUAUGCAUCAACAAAAUAUGGAUUUCUCAUUGUCCAAUCCCAAGAACAAACAGCAACAAAUAUCAAUUUCUGAAGGCAGUAUUUCUCGAACAAAAGACGAAUCGUCUAUCGAACGAAUGAUUCAGAUAACGUCACAUAACAACGUAACGACGUCUCCAAAAAUCACAGAAUCUCAACAAUCUCCACUGCCGUCGCUUCUUCUGGAUACUCGUGCUCUUCCGGAUGCUCCGCUAGUUUGGGUAUCGCGACCAGAUGGCACGUUGACGAAAAUGCUCAAAUGCCGCCAUUGUCCGUAUAUCUCAUCACGACGUGCGGAAGUGCGCGACCAUGAGACAAUGCAUGUAGACGUACCAACUCAGGGUCCCUUGAUUGCCUGCACGGAUUGUAGCUUUAGUUGCACACGUCGGGAAGUCAUGAUCGCCCAUACAGAAAUGCAUGCAGGAUCUCUCGGUACUGUUCACUGUCUUUUUGACGAAACGCGACCCGACUCUCAACAGGUAAAUGAUCUGGUCGCUUUGCUUGGUCUGGCGCACAGUCCCCCGCUAGGUACCGAGCCUGAUCUGCAGGAUUCCCGUUUGGUACACUGUUGUGGCAAGUGUCCAGCACGGUUUCUAUGUGAGAAGGAGUUACGUAUCCAUCUGCGUUAUCACUCCACAUUAUUAGCAUAUUCAUGCCAAUGGUGUUCAUAUGCAGCGCGACAGCCGGCGCAUCUAUUAGCUCAUCAAAAAGCACACUCGACAGAAUAUCAAGAGCGCACCAAAUAUCUAUUGUCCUUGUACGGUCACUCGCAGCGUUAUCCACCGCCUACGACAGCAUGCGUUGAAGUGGAUAAUCGGGAAAACAAUGACAAUGCAUUGAACGUCGCGUGGAUUGUUGUUGAAAUCAAUGAAAAUGCAAACAGUUAUAACAGUGUCAACGGCACGACGGAGACCGUUCAAAGAACUGGUCAAGUAUUUACAUGUGCUAAGUGUCCGGCUCGUUACUUCAAACUGGAUGCUUUGGAAUACCAUAUGACACUUCAUGGUUCAAACAAUCGAUUCAAAUGUGAUGACUGUGAUUAUUCAUCGAAAACAGAACAAAAUCUAUUAAAACAUCAAGUGGUACAUCGACGACGCAGCGAAAUUAACGAACCACCUGCGAAGUUAACAUCUACCGCAGAUUCUGCUUCAUCUCCCCCCGAAUCUCCGCUGCAAACACCACCGGAUCCACAAUUUGGUGUCUUUAUGCGUGGCAAUCCUAAUUUUGUUUAUCCAGGUUAUCUACGGAAUGGUCGUCUGAAAGAAAAACGUUACAAGUGUCACAAAUGUCCGUCCGCUUUUGAAAAGCGUGAACAGUACAGAGUUCAUCUAACUUUACACGGUGCAAAACAACGCUAUCGUUGCACCACGUGCGACUACUCUGUCAAAUAUUAUGCGAAUUACGUACAGCAUCUGAAAAAACACCAGGCAAACGCAGAAGCGCAGGCAUCUCGGAGACAAUUCGAGGAUGAUCGGAUUUCAGUGGAUAGCGAUAGCAUUAUUAACAGUGUAUCGGCAUCGUCACGUAAGUCAUCAAAAUCGUCUGCUGUUAACACGACGGUGUUAUCUUCCGCUAACAACGCAUUCAAUAACAAUGCGCUACAACCCUCUAAUCAAGAUAGGCAGAGUUUAUUGUUAAUGCAAAAGAAGGGUAUCAUUUCGCCAGCGAGCGACGCCGAUGUGGAAACAAUUCGCUGCCAGAGCUGUCCGUUCUCCACUACCGAUAAGGAUGUCAUGGAUUCACACAAGCGUCGCCAUGGUAUUGAACGCAUGACGCCGCCGUGCCCGCAUUGCGAUUACAUUCCGCGAAAAGACGAAAACAUUGGUGAGCAUAUCAAACUGCACUUCACGAGAUUAUACAAGCCUGAAUCCUAUCUUAUUGUUGAAUUGCUGACACUGACAAUGGAGAAAAUAUCUGCGAACAACAAAAAUGAUAAGGGUCAACGAUUGAAGGAAUUACUGUUCAAGGAAUGUGCCGACGGUAGAUUCCUACCGCUCACCGAAACGAUCAACACUUAUUCUUUAGGUACCUCUUCUUCGAAAGUAAAAGUUGCCAAGGAGAAGGUUAUUAUAGAUCCAAAUACAGGCGAAACCAAGCAUCGUCUUGCGACGUAAAUAAAAUAUGAAACCAUCUAGCAAUCUCGAUAAUCAGAUUAUUUCUGAGUCCGCGACAUGUUCAUAUGCCUUUUUCUAUGUAACAAACUGGUCGGAAAUUAAUGAUAGAUAUAAUUAACCU
Molecule: messenger RNA, 5501 nt
Organism: Cyphomyrmex costatus
Lineage: Eukaryota; Metazoa; Arthropoda; Insecta; Hymenoptera; Formicidae
Product: zinc finger protein Xfin
Exons: 11
Coding region: 449-5380 (1643 amino acids)
Biological process (GO): regulation of gene expression
Cellular component (GO): nucleus
Source: RefSeq, a predicted model, not a curated record